Molecule: messenger RNA, 765 nt
Organism: Rotaria sordida
Lineage: Eukaryota; Metazoa; Rotifera; Eurotatoria; Philodinida; Philodinidae
Source: the annotation of a GenBank genome assembly
AUGGUUUCAUCUCGUUUAUUUAAUAAUAUUGAAUUUAGUGUUUUAAGAAGAAUUGAUAUUGGUUUAGCUAUUACUGGUGAUGUGUUUAAUUCUAUGCUUUAUAAUGUUGAUGAUAGCCAUCGAGAUGUUAUUUUUGAUCGUUUUCAAGGUGUUAAACUAGAUGUUAUUGAAGAAGAAACUCAUUUUAUGAUUUCAUGGCUUCAUAGACCAAUGAUAUUUGAUAUUCAUGCACGGCCACGAUCUGUUCCAUCAAUAACAGAAAUAAAAGGUAUAAAAACUAGAAGAAAACAGUCAACUUCAGGAGAGAGUUUUAAAAUCUGUUGUACUAAGUCUCAAUUUGAUGCUAUUGAAUUGAUUACACAACGUACACUUAUUUCUCAAUGUGUUAGUGAAUUAUUAAUAGAACGUGCUGCUCAAUUUGGUUUAUUACUUGAUGAUAUUUCAAUUACACAUUUAAGUUUUAGACCUGAGUUUACAAGUGCUGUUGAAUUAAAACAAGUUGCACAACAAGAUGUCGAAAAACAACGAUUUUUAGUCGAAAAAACUGAACAAAGUCGUCAAGCAAAUGUUAUUGGAGCGGAAGGUGAUGCUCGUGCAGCUGAUUUGGUUGGCAAAGCUUUAGAUGAAGCUGGUGAUGAUUUGAUCGAACUUCGACGAAUUGAAGCCGCUGAUGGUAUUGCAAAUCAAUUAUCAAAAUCAAGAAAUAGCGUCUAUUUACCACAUGAUCCUCAAAUAUUACUUAACAUUACUGGUGCUAUGCAAUAA